This is a messenger RNA of Anastrepha obliqua, 577 nucleotides long. RefSeq lists its product as uncharacterized. The record is from RefSeq and is a predicted model, not a curated record. The transcript has a single exon. The coding region runs from base 91 to 489 and encodes 132 amino acids. Lineage: Eukaryota; Metazoa; Arthropoda; Insecta; Diptera; Tephritidae.
AAGAAAAAUUCGACGCAGUUACAACCCAAAAUACUGCAUCAAUUGCUUGGCCAGAUCACACCGAACAAAGAGCUGUACAAGUGAGAAGAGAUGUUCCACAUGCAAUGGAAAACAUCACUCCACCCUACAUGGACACCCAAGAUUGUACACUCAUGUACACCGAUAACAUACCUAAACGAACACCGGAUUUGCCAUCUCGAAAUCGGAUCACUAAUUGAUGAUCAAUUGCGGCUUGAAACACACGCUUUGAUAUCAAAGGAUUUACCCACACGACCCUAUGAGCAGGACAUAAGCAACGAGAUUCGAAAACGUUUCGAUCACUUAGUCCUAGCUGACCCAUUAUUCACGAAGGCAAGCAAUGUAAUGCUCGAACUUGGAGGCGACCUAUACCCAAAAAUUAUAAAAUCCGGCAUAUUUCAUCCCGACAAUGGCACAGUGGCCGCCCAAAACACCACAUUAGGAUGGAUCUUAACCGGAAUUUUAAACUAGACCCUAAGUAUAACUCGUUACCUAAAACAAUUUCUCAAUAUCAUGAGAGGUAUUUUCCACCCAAUUAACCAAUUCUUAUUCGCAGACA